Molecule: messenger RNA, 1584 nt
Organism: Myxocyprinus asiaticus (Chinese sucker)
Lineage: Eukaryota; Metazoa; Chordata; Actinopteri; Cypriniformes; Catostomidae
Product: 5-hydroxytryptamine receptor 1D
Exons: 3
Coding region: 7-1584 (525 amino acids)
Biological process (GO): G protein-coupled receptor signaling pathway
Cellular component (GO): membrane
Molecular function (GO): G protein-coupled receptor activity
Source: RefSeq, a predicted model, not a curated record
UUGGAGAUGCGGACUGCAGUGAGGAACUCGACGCUUCUGUCGCCUCGGGCACGUCUGAUGCUGGAAACGCUGAUGGUGCUCAUGAGUGUGGCCGCAGCGAUGGGAAAUGUUCUGGUCAUUGUGAUUGUGGCCGCCACAAAAACCUUCCACACUGUGACCUCUGUCCUCAUCAUUAAUCUGGCCAUUUGUGAUUUCUUAGUCGGAAUAGGCGUCAUGCCGUUUGUGGCUGUUUCCAUUAUAAACAACGGAUGGAUCAGCUGCAAUCAUCUGUGCAUGUAUGUCGGAUACACCUCCUCCGUCUACUGCACUGCAUCUGUCUUAACACUUGCUGCUAUCGCACUGGAUCGUUACUUCUCCAUCGUUGACUGCCUGAAGUACAGUUCCAGCUGCACAAUAUGGAGAACAAGUAUGGCUGUGCUAUGGAUCUGGUUGCAAGCCAUGGUGACCAGCUGUCCUCCUCUCCUCGGCUGGAGCAACGUAAGCUUUGUGGCUCCCAUGUUCAGCUGCGCUGUGAACUGGGCAAAGAGCCUCAGCUACACCGUCUUUAUGUCUACACUAUCUUUUUUUCUACCAGCUAUGGUCAUCCUGUUCUGUUAUGUGAAGAUUGUUCGUGUGGCCCGGCACCACGCUAGGAGAAUCCACAGCUUGGAAGAACAUUUCCAGCGUAACAGGAUCAAACCCACUUCAGCUUCUAUCUUGAAUCUUCAAAAUUCAUCCACGGACAUGGAAACUUACAUGCCCUCCAGGCUGGUGUAUUAUGUGAGUGGUAGGUUUGUGACUGAUGCUCAGUUGGAUGUUCCUGGAGAAAUAUCUCCAGAUGCACCAUCUGGAGGAGAGACCUCUUCCAGGACAUCUGGUGGACGUCUUAACUCCUUUCUGGCUCAAUUCCAUAAUAGCAGUCCUCAACAUCCAAACCAACCUCAGCAUCAUGGCAUCCUUAGGCUAUUUCUAGUAAUCGCUGCUUUCUUUCUAUGCUGGACGCCAUACAUUAGUGUAGCUCUAGUGCAGGCCACCGAAACUGCCCUUUCUCGCACCACGAGCCUCGUUCCUCCAUCGGUGGUCACCUUCUCCUACUUGCUGGUUUUGUUCAAUUCUGAUAUCAACCCUUUGCUGUAUGCGCUCCUCAGCAAGCGCUUCCAGGGGGCUCUCCAGAGUUUGGGAUGGAAGAUCCUAACUAGAUUGGCGAGCUUUGUUGGACGAGAAGGAGUUGAGAGACCUACAAGUAGAGGUGGAGGAGAAAGUGAACCCACUAAUGUGACAAUCCACAGUUCCACACCGCAUUUAAGAAAUGAUGGGGCGCCUCUGGAGUCAACAUACUCCUCUGUCUUAACUUUCAGAUCGACAUUCCCCAACAACUUUAGGGAGCAACUGAGUAAUGUUCUUCCAACUGGUAGUUUGGCUACCUCCUCUCACCCUGUUUGUCAUAAAUGUGGUGGAAAUGGCUCUAAGAUGGUUGAGCAGCUGCAGGUUCCCUCAAGACAACAUCAGAGGAAUAGACUCCCCUACUCGGCUGCAACUAAAAAGAAACAAGCGACGUUCUUUUAUGGACAGAUUACAGUACGAGUAGAGCAUGAUAUCUGCUAA